Messenger RNA from Seriola dumerili (greater amberjack), 1528 nucleotides. RefSeq names its product nucleolus and neural progenitor protein (gene rmp64). The transcript is spliced from 9 exons. The record is from RefSeq and is a predicted model, not a curated record. Gene Ontology annotation, biological process: positive regulation of Notch signaling pathway. The coding region runs from base 2 to 1456 and encodes 484 amino acids. Gene Ontology annotation, cellular component: nucleus. Lineage: Eukaryota; Metazoa; Chordata; Actinopteri; Carangiformes; Carangidae.
CAUGGCAGGACAACCAUGGAACAGGGUAAACAUACCCUUUCCUGGUGCUGUUUCCAGCGUCCGUAUGAAUUUCAACUCAACAACAGAUGCUAACAUUAAAACCCUGUUGGUGGAAAAAGAGAAGGUCCUUAAACUAAUCCGCAGUGAGAUUCUUCAAACAGAUAUACGGCUUCUCUACGAGCUGCUGUACAUCCUAAAUAACAGCUUCAGAGGAAACAAGACGUUCAAGGGUUUAAAACAGGUUGAACAAUGUGUAAACAGGCUGAAGAACAUGAAGCUGGAUGUGUCUCUCCAGGAGCUGACUGAUCUGUGUCCCAACAGGAUUCAAAGAGGACUCAGCAUCAAGGCUGGUAAAUGUGAUGUUCCCAGUCAACCCAUGCUGGAGUGGCUGUGUCUCAAAGUGCUGGGAGCCGCCCAGCUGAUGAGCUGCACAUUGAAUCGCUGCAGCAGAGCUUUCAUACUCUCAAAGCAGCAGAUGAAAUGGGAGGAGUUUCUUAUCUUGAAUGUGGUGAUUACUAGCAUGCUCAGUCGUCUGUGGGUGAUGUUCCGUGGUAUCCUGGUCAGCCUGUCCACUCUGUACCAGCAGCUCCUGGUGUUCCUCAGAGAAGUAGCCCACGCCCAGCCCAUGCCUUUUCUCACAGACUUCUCCCUGCCAGCAGACAUGGCUCAGUUCCUGUGUCCCUCUGAUGCAUUUUUACUGAUCAAACAACCAAAGCAUGAUUCCAGUACCAAAGAUGACAAGGAAAAGCAGCAGAAGAAAAAGAAAUCCUCAGUUAAAGUCAAGAGCCAGGGACAGACAGGGAAGGUUAAAGAAGACCUGGGCAUUGCUGUUGAAAGAGGUACAAAUCAUGACACUGACUUCAAGCCUUUUCUCAAGGUUGUCAGGAACUUAACAGAGGACAAAUACUUCUUGCGGGGAACUUACAAGGCUGACAAGAGACAAAAAUUCAAGAAACAAGUGAGAGAAGCCACUACUUUCGCAGACAUGGCAGCCCAUCUAGAAGAAAUGAUCCUAUGGUGCAGAUCCCAGAGGAUGGAAAAGGAAAGACGCCUUUUAACCUUCCUGCGUUUGAAGUGCCACAAGAUGACAUGUCUAGAGGCUACAGGUUACAAUAUGCAGAGGAAGUUGCAGAGCUUCAGACAGGAAGCUUGCUGGGCUGCAUCUCCUCAAGGGCCAGCACCAAGAACCUGCCGUUCCUCUGCCGCAGUGAGGAGAAAGAAUCGCCUCAGAACGCAAUGUCAGUCACUCAGGAGUCGAUUCAAGUCUUCCACAGUCAAAACUGGUGUAAAAAAUAAACACCUUAAGAGACGACGAAGGAGGAGGUGUGAGUUAUCCAUGUCUGGACUGUCAGAGACUGGUCAAAGAAGCAGGACUACAUAUGAGGCGACACCUCAGACCACCAACUGUGAUAGCCAUGAUGACAUUGAUGAUAUUUUUGCCUCUGUAGGUUUGUGACACUUGGCCAUGAGCACAUCAAAAGAAACAAAUUAGUGUGUGCCACUGAGCUCAGUACACAGUGUGACUCAU